AAUGGCGAAACCUAGUUUGGCCUAUCUUUCAGCCGCUUUUGUUUUUCUGUCUGUUUUCAGUUCAUUGUCGGCACGAUCCCCAAAUCCCUCACUUUAUGACACUUUUCUUCACUGCCUCACGCAACAUACAAACCCCUCAACCCAACUCUCCAACAUAGUUUUCGCCAAUACCGACUCCAAAUUCCCCACUGUGCUUGAAAACUACAUCCGAAACGCCCGUUUCAACACCUCCUCAACGCCGAAGCCAUUACUCAUCGUCACUCCCCUGGUAGAAUCGCACGUCAAGGCUGCUGUAAUAUGUGCCAAAAGUGUCAACAUUCAACUCAAAAUCAGAAGUGGAGGCCAUGAUUAUGAGGGCAUCUCGUACAUCUCCCAGAAACCCUUUAUCCUCCUCGACAUGUCCAACCUUCGUAAGAUCACCGUUGACGUUAAAAAUGAGCUUGCCGUGGUCCAAGCCGGUGCCAUUCUUGGCGAGCUUUAUUUUAGGAUCUGGGAAAAGAGUAAGCUUCAUGGCUUCCCUGCAGCGGUGUGUCCCACUGUUGGCGUUGGUGGCCAUAUCAGCGGAGGAGGGUACGGUAACAUGUUGAGAAAAUAUGGCUUAUCUGUUGAUAAUGUUAUUGACGCUCAAAUUGUUGAUGUGAAAGGAAAUCUUCUAAACAGAAAAACAAUGGGGGAAGAUCUUUUCUGGGCUAUUAGAGGAGGUGGAGGGGCCAGUUUUGGUGUCAUAGUGUCGUUUACGAUUAAACUUGUUCCUGUGCCUGAAACAGUUACCUUUUUCCGCAUUGACAAGACUUUGGAACAGAAUGCCACUGACCUUGUGUUGCAGUGGCAGCAGGUGGCGCCAACCACUGAUGACAGGCUUUUCAUGAGAUUAAUAUUGGCGCCCAGUGGGAAAACCGCUAGAGCCUCGGUUGUGGCUUUGUUCCUCGGAGGGGCUAAUGAGGUUGUGUCGAUUUUGGAGAAGGAGUUUCCGCUUCUAGGGUUAAAGAAGGAUAAUUGCACUGAGGUGAGUUGGAUUGAUUCUGUUAUCUGGUGGAAUGAUGAUGAGGCUUUUAAAAAGGGUGCCAAACCUGAAACCCUAUUGGAUCGACAUCUCAACUCGGCCCCUUUUCUUAAAAGAAAAUCUGAUUAUGUUCAGAAUGCUAUUCCUAGAGAAGGGUUGGAGCUUAUAUGGAAGAAGAUGAUUGAGUUGGGGAAAACGGGGCUUGUUUUCAACCCUUAUGGAGGGAAAAUGGCUCAGAUUCCUUCUGAUGCGACUCCUUUUCCUCACCGUAAAGGGAACCUGUUCAAGGUUCAGUAUUCUGUGACCUGGUCAGAUUCAUCACCUGCUGCGGCUCAGAAUUUCUUAAAUCAGACUAGGAUUUUGUACAGUGAGAUGACCCCAUAUGUGUCGAAGAGUCCCAGAAGUGCUUUUUUGAAUUACAGGGAUAUUGAUAUUGGUACUAACAGCUUUGGUAAGAAUAGCUUUCAAGAAGGGAAGGUUUAUGGGGCCAAAUACUUCAAUGACAAUUUUCAGAGGCUGGUCAAGGUUAAGACUGCGGUUGAUCCGGAAAACUUUUUCAGGAAUGAGCAGAGCAUUCCUGUAAGUCCCAUCAAAGCAUAG
Molecule: messenger RNA, 1603 nt
Organism: Glycine soja
Lineage: Eukaryota; Viridiplantae; Streptophyta; Magnoliopsida; Fabales; Fabaceae
Product: berberine bridge enzyme-like 21
Exons: 1
Coding region: 2-1603 (533 amino acids)
Molecular function (GO): oxidoreductase activity; FAD binding
Source: RefSeq, a predicted model, not a curated record